CUGCUGAAUCUCCAGGAUGGCCAUACAGUUCCGUGCAAUCUUCCCCUUAGCCUUGCCUGGAGUGUUGGCACUCGUCGGCUGGUGGUGGUUUUUCUCUCGAAAAAAAGAGCAUGUCAGCAGUCGUGACAGGCAGGCAGUGGCCACAGCCAAAGAUCUUAGGACAGACACCCCAAUUGAGGAAUCUCUCUUGAGGGAAGAAGUCCGCUACACCAGAGUAGUGCCUUUACCAUCAGAUGGUUCACGACCUCCGGAAAAAGAGAUAGUAACUAUGGGUAAAUCUUCUGUGGAACUUGUAACUAAACCAUCACAGGCAUAUCCAGUUCCAAGAAAAUCAGAUUCUACUAGCACCUUCCCCGUCAUCACAGACCCAAAGCUCCAACUGGGUAUACGCAAGGAAGAUGGAAAAUUGGAAAAAGCAGCAUCUCAACAGGAAACAAGGUCUAUUACCAAAGAACCUUCACUUCCACCCCUGAAGGAUGCUGUGUUCCCCCAUGAAGCAAUAGAACUACAAAAACAGGAGUCCCUGUUCAGUCUGACACCUGGGAAAGGCUGGCCAGACCAUUUGGAGGCCCCCUCUGAGCAGCAUGGUCCUUUGGAGAAGAUAAAGGAGACAAGUGGAAUAGAAGGAACGGGCGAUGCAGCCCCAGGAGAGAACAUGUCUGAAGAAGGUGGCUUGCCCCAUGAUUUUGGUUCUGAAUCCAGGAACAGAGUUCCUAGCCAGGAUGCCGUAUUGGAGGAAGAAAAAGGGAAGGAGAGUAGAUCUCGGUUAGUCAGGACAGUGCAGAAGGAAGAAUACCUGGGGAAAGUAUUGAAUAGCUUUAUAGAAUCAAGUCAAGCAGAAUUGUCACAGGAAGAAGAGGCAUUGGCUCAUCAGGUCAGAGGUAACAGAUCUGGAGAAGGUUUCCUAGAUGGGGACCACCUUGCAGGGGAGCUAAAGAAAGGAAGCCUUCUAGAAAUCAGAGAGGAGAAAGGAAGCCUUCUAGAAAUCAGAGAGGAGAAAGGAAGCCUUCUAGAAAUCAAAGAGGAGAAAGGAAAAACCAGAGAGGAGAAAGGAAGCCCUCCAGAAACCAGAGAGGAGAAAGGAAGCCCUCCAGAAACCAGAGAGGAGAAAGGAAGCCCUCCAGAAAUCAGAGAGGAGAAAGGAAGCCCUCCAGAAAUCAGAGAGGAGAAAGGAAGCCUUCUAGAAAUCAGAGAGGAUAUUGAGCAGGCAGCCAUGCAGAUAAUUUCCAAAGUGAUCUUGGCAGCAAAGGAAGAAAUGCUAGGGAAAACAGUGGGUAGCCUCAAGCAGCACAACUGUCAACCCUCAGCUAUUUGGGUUGAAGACUCGGUGGAAGAGAGCUUUGUCCUAGCCAACCAGAAACCUGUCUUGGGGCAGAACAUAAUAGAUCCUAGUAGAGCUGUGAUUGAGCCACCAAAGGCAGCAAGAGAGAUAGUAGAACUGGAAGCAGCUGGCCUACAGGAGGAGGAGAAAAAGGAGGAGGAGGAGGAGGAGGAGGAGGAGAACCUCGCUCAUGAGCAAAUCUCCUAUGUGAGUUGUCUGAAGAACAGCCUCAUGUCCAGGGCUGCCCUUGAUGGCAAGCCAAAGAAUUCCGCCCAUCGUUUCUCCUUGGCAGCAUGUCCACCCCAGGCUGUCCACCACAGUGAGUCAUUUGAGGAGGCCAACAUCAGGGUAGAGGAUACCAGCUGUGUCACCUGCAUGUCAGAGGACAGCCAGAGGGCACAGUCAGUAUCCUCUUCUGGUCACAGUUCAGAUUCUGCAGGCACUUCUGGGCUAGAAGAGUCUUCCAUGGAGCCCAACCUAAGCCCCAGCAACAAUCCACUUACUCCUCCGCUGCUGGAAAGGACUGUGUCCUAUAGCAAUGGAGUGUUGAAAGGGGAGUCCUCUGACUUGGGGACAGAGGAUAGAUGGACCACAGAGACAGAGGCUGAUCAGUCUGGAGGUUCAGAUGUGAACAGCAUGGAUUCUGUGGACAGUGGCUGUGGCCUUAGGAAGACAGAAAGUCACUCAAGCUCCCAGGCAGGCACUGAGAGCAACAAGGUUGAGCUCACAAUAUGGGAGAUAGAAGUGCCAAAGCACUUGGUUGGCCGGCUAAUUGGCAAACAGGGACGAUAUGUGAGUUUCCUGAAACAAACGUCUGGUGCCAAGAUCUAUAUUUCAACACUACCUUAUACCCAGAAUUUUCAGAUCUGCCAUAUAGAAGGAUCUCAGCAUCAUGUAGACAAAGCACUUAGUUUGAUUGGUAAGAAGUUCAAGGAGUUGAACCUGACCAAUAUUUACGCUCCUCCACUUCCUUCGCUGACUCUGCCUUCUCUUCCAAUGACUUCCUGGCUCAUGCUCCCCGAUGGUGUCACUGUGGAAGUGAUUGUGGUCAAUCAGGUGAAUGCUGGCCACAUGUUUGUGCAGCAGCAUACGCACCCCACUUUCCAUGCGCUCCGCAGUUUGGACCAGCAGAUGUACCUUUGCUACUCUCAGCCAGGGAUCCCCACCUUACCUACACCAGUAGAAGUAGCCGUAAUCUGUGCUGCCCCUGGGGUGGAUGGAGCCUGGUGGCGGGCCCAAGUUGUUGCUUACUACAAAGAGAGUGAUGAAGUUGAGAUUCGUUAUGUGGACUACGGUGGAUAUAAAAGAGUGAAAACUGAAAUACUUCGGCAAAUCAGGUCUGAUUUUGUUACACUGCCAUUCCAAGGAGCAGAAGUCUUACUGGAUAAUGUGGCACCUCUGUCAGAUGAGGAUCAUUUUUCACCAGAAGCUGAUGCGGCCGUAAGUGAAAUGACCAGAGGUACACCACUGCUUGCUCAGGUUACCAAUUAUAAUUCUACUGGCCUGCCUCUUAUACAGCUAUGGAGUAUGAUUGGGGAAGAGGCGGUGUCUAUAAACCGAACGUUGGUGGAAAGAGGACUUGCCCAGUGGAUAGACAGCUACUACACAAGCCUUUGAUACCCCCCCAGGCAGCCACUUCCUGAAUCCUUUUUUGCACUGUAUUAGAAUUGGGCUUGGCACUCAUGGGAAAGACUUGUUUCACAUCAGAAUACAAACUGUUGUCCUCCCCCAGUAAUAGUCAUUUUUUAGGCCAUAUUGUGGUCACUUUAAGGAAAUAUAACCUCAUCUCUAUGGAAAGCAGGGAUAUUUUUUAAAGCCACAAGGCCAUAGAUUUACAACUCCCUAAUGUGGUUUCAAACUGAAAAAAAAAAAUUAAAAACACCCCACAAAAUAGGGAAGGAUCUUUAAUGAAAUAAAAAUACUUUCUCCUUCACUUCUUUCCCUCCCUCCCAAAAGAGUUGUGGCUAUUCCUGUUUUGUGAGUAUAAUAGCGUUUUAAGCAGAUCUAUGUUGCCCACUCAAGAAAGAGUUUUACUUUUAAAGUCUG
This is a messenger RNA of Gracilinanus agilis (Agile Gracile Mouse Opossum), 3367 nucleotides long. RefSeq names its product A-kinase anchoring protein 1 (gene AKAP1). Lineage: Eukaryota; Metazoa; Chordata; Mammalia; Didelphimorphia; Didelphidae. Gene Ontology annotation, molecular function: RNA binding. The record is from RefSeq and is a predicted model, not a curated record. The coding region runs from base 17 to 2938 and encodes 973 amino acids. The transcript has 11 exons.